GGAGAGAGCACGGGGUAAGUUGAGACGGACGCCGGUUGCUGCGACGCGGAGCUCUGGUCAUUUCCCGGGCCUCUCCUGGGCUAGGACUGCGUCCGUGGUCUUUCCUCUUCUGCCCUCGAUCUCGAUAUGAGCCCUGCCUUGGAUAGAUGCUGCUGAAUCCAUAAGAAAUGCCACUGCCACUACCACCCCAGCGCUCCAGACGUGAGACUAAGAAAUCUCAGUCCAGCAAAAUUGUGCCCAGUGAUCAUGGCCCAUCUGAAAAGAGAGAGGAGAAUUACCAAGCAAAGAUAUCUCCAUCUUCACCUCAGGGACCACUGAAAAAGAGGUCAGCUUUUGAAGACCUCACCAACCCUUCUCAAAGUCAACCUGCCAAGCCCAAGAAGGAAGCCAGUAAUGAGUUUGUUAAAGAUGUUUCCAAGAAGAAAAACAGGAACACACCUGCUUGUGGGUAUAAGCUGGAACUCUCACCAGUAGUAGUCUCAACCACCAUGGUACCAAAUAUUAUAGAUAAACCGCUCAUUCUGGAGAUACCUACCAGCUCCAAGACACCCACUACUGAGGAGGCAUCUCUUUUCAAAAAGCCAUUCAUUUUAAAAGAGGAACCCACUACUGAGGAUACAAUCCUCAUCAAGAGGUCAUUAAAGAAGAGCACAAAUCAGGGGAAGGUGUCCCUCUUGGAGAAGCCACUAUCCUUGCAGGAGGAGACUGACAGUGAUGUUGUAGAGCCAAUGACUUUUGGGAAGAAGCAUAAAACUGAGAAGGCAGCCAUCAACAAGGGUACAUUAUCUUUAAAGAAUAUGUGCACACAUCAGGGGAAGCAGUCCUGCACGAGGGAGGAGUUGGCCUUGCAGGACAUCAAUGUUGAAGAGGAUUCUUUCUUUAUGGAGCCCACGAACUUUAGGAAGAAGCCUAAAACUGAGGAGGCAACCCCCACCAAGAAGCUGUUAUCUUUAAAGAAAAAGUGUACCACUCAGGGGAAGGUGUCCUGUAUGAAGAAGCCACUAGUAUUGCAGAAGAUCACCUCUGAAGAGAAGUCACUCGCUAAGGAGCUGUUGUCUUUUAAGAGAAAGCCUACCACUGAGAAGGAGUGCCUUUUCCAGGAACUAUCUGCAUUGCCAAAGAAGCACACCACUGAACAAGAGGUGUCCAUCUUGAAGAAAUCAUUGGCCUUGCAGGAGAAGAUCAACACUGAAGAGGAUUCCAUCUUUAAGGAAUCAUUGGCUUUUAAGAAACAACCUACCACAACAGAGACAACCCUCACCACAAGGCCAUUAUCUUUAAAGAAGAAGUGCACUACUCAGGGGAAGAUAGCCCACUUGAAGAAGCCAUUAGUAUUGCAGAAGACCAUCUCUGGAGAGAAGGCACUCAUUAAGGAGUCAUUGUCCUUUAAAAAGAAGCCUACCACUAAGGAGGAGUCCCUCUUCCAGGAGCUAUCUGUGUCGCAAGAGAAGCACACCACUGAUGGGGUGGUUACCCUUUUGAAGAAGCCAGGGGCGUUGCAGGAGAAAAAGGAUGGUGAAGAUGAAUUUCUUAUGGACCCAAUUUCCUUGAAGAAGAAGCAUACUACUAAGGAGGCAACCCUUUCCAAGAAGCCAUUACCUUUAAAGAAGAAGCGUACCACUCAGGGGAAGAGGUACCGCUUGAAGAAGCCACUAGUAUUACAGAAGACCACCUCUGAAGAGAAGUCACUCAUUAAGGAGCCGUUAUCCCUUAAGAAGAAACCUACCCCUAAGGAGUCCCUUUUCCAAGAGCCAUCAGCAUUGCAGGAGAAGCACACCACUCAGGAGGAGGUGUCCAUCUUGGAGAAGCCGUUGGUCUUGCAAAAGACUCCAACUGAGGAGUCCCUUUUAAAGGAGGCUUUGGCUUUUAACAACAAGCGUACCAUUGAGGAGGCAACCUCCUCUAAUAAGCUGUUAUCUUUAAAGAAAAAGUGUACCAGUCAGGGUAAGAUGUCCUGUUUGACCAAGCCACUAGUAUUGCAGAUCAUUUCUGAAGAGAAGUCACUCAUUAAGGAGCCAUUAUCCUUUAAAAAAAAAAAAAGCCUGCCACUGAGGAGGAGUCCCUCUUGAAGAAACCAUCUGCACUGCAAGAGAAGCACACCAUUCAGGGGGAUUUGGCCCUCUUGAAGAAGCUAUGGGCACUGCAGGAGAAUAUAGACAGUAAAGAUGAAUUUCUUAUGGAGCCAGUGUCAUUUAGGAAGAAACAUACCACAGA
This is a messenger RNA of Balaenoptera musculus (blue whale), 2214 nucleotides long. RefSeq names its product cyclin B3 (gene CCNB3). Gene Ontology annotation, cellular component: cytoplasm; centrosome; nucleus. The transcript has 5 exons. Bases 168 to 2069 code for a protein of 633 amino acids. Gene Ontology annotation, biological process: mitotic cell cycle phase transition; regulation of cyclin-dependent protein serine/threonine kinase activity. NCBI's taxonomy places the organism in Eukaryota, Metazoa, Chordata, Mammalia, Artiodactyla, Balaenopteridae. Gene Ontology annotation, molecular function: cyclin-dependent protein serine/threonine kinase regulator activity. The record is from RefSeq and is a predicted model, not a curated record.